Messenger RNA from Drosophila obscura, 803 nucleotides. RefSeq lists its product as uncharacterized. The record is from RefSeq and is a predicted model, not a curated record. NCBI's taxonomy places the organism in Eukaryota, Metazoa, Arthropoda, Insecta, Diptera, Drosophilidae. Bases 69 to 719 code for a protein of 216 amino acids. The transcript is spliced from 2 exons.
GUAUGUUUUGAGGCGCUACUCAACACUGCUUAAAUAUCAUUCCAGCAUCACAUGGAAUGUAAUCAUCCAUGAACAUCCCAGGCAUAAUUUCCCUACCCAACCAGAGGAUUCCCAAACAUAACAUAAUGCAGGCCGGCGUCUUUGCUUUUCUUUUGAUGCUUCUUCUUGGCGGAGCCAGAGCCAUAGCUUCUGCCUCCGACAGCACCCACUGUCGGUGCUUGGCAGCUGUGCAUUUGGAUAUGUGUCAUAUCGAGGACUUGUUUUUUUGUGAUACCAAUCACGCAGAAGAUCUUCAAGCAGCAAACGAUGAAGUGAUAGACUCACAGAAAGUGUGGCCCCUCACAUGGCGCAGGCGCAGCCAUCUGAGUCAUCGGGCCAAACUGUUGAGGGACCUCAAAUGGGAGCUUCACGUCUACAAAAGCAACAUUAUGGCUGAACAGCAGUUGAUCGAGAAGGUAGUCGAGCUGGCUUACGUCGUACACUACAACCAUGUACGUCAACAAAAUAUCCUAUCGGAAGUGGCUGACCAGCUGUUGGAAAUGCGCGCUGUUGACGCCAUUCGAUUUGUCAACUACAUAUCCUCGGAUCUCCGCGAACAGAUCUCAUCUCCCACCGACAAAUGGCGUUCCCCGUAUUUUGAUAUUAUAGAGCGUGACUACCUUGAGGUGCCAAGUGAAAGAGAAGGAAGACCCUUUCUCCAACAGUACAGACAUCACUAAAGAAAAUACUUCCGAAAAAGCCGAACAAUUCAUACUAAUUAACUUAUAAGCGAGCAGAAAAACAGAACCCAAAGAAAUAAAUGA